AUGCUCCUGCUCGCCGUGCGGCAGCUGCUCGGCAGCCUCGUGAAGGACAUUCAGAGCGACCAGCUGGAGCGCAUUGGUCGCUCGGAGAGCUGCCUGGGGUUCAGCUUUGAGCUCUCCCGGCUUGAGCUGAACGAGGCGUUUAUUAACAAGGAACUCCUGGACGUCCCAGCGGAGGGGGCGAGCCCCGCACAGUCAGGUGCGUCUGCGUCAGUGCGUUUGGUGCGAGGCCAUGUAAACAGUAUUCGCGGGGAUUUUGCCUUGGGUCCUAAAGGACAACGCACCAUUGAGAUUGACGGCCUGCAACUUGUCUUGGAUGUUGUUCCGAAGACAGAGUGUUCUGUGCCGACAGCGUGCCAGAGCCGCAGUGCGAGUCACAAGAGGGAGACGAGGGAUCGGCGUAGUUGUGAGAAACGUGCAACUGGCCCAAGGAGCGGCUGGGAGGACGAGAAUAGUGGCGCAGAGGACGAUACUAUCUACUCCUCCCUCUUCAUGAGUGAUACUCUGCGCAAAGGGGUGGAGGAGAGUGUGGUGCGCCCUGCAUUAAGUGAAACGGGGUACUCCGCAGGGCCGUCUUCGCCCUCUCGCCACAUUGAUGAGGGGCUGGAUGUGUUUGAGCGAACAAUCAAGCAGUUUGCUCACAGCGUGCGGGGGUGCAUACGGAACGUCAGCGUCAUCUUGCGGAUCCCGCCGCUGGGCGAGCGAAUUCUGCCGGGGCGAGAACCCCCGGAUGGCAGCUUGGAGCUGCUUGUCUUCUUCGAAGGCGGCUUUGAGCUGGAGGACAUGUGCUCCGAUCCGGCUGGGGAUUUGGUGCAUAAGCGCAUCCGCUUCUCCGGUGUCCGCGCGGCCGUGUACCCCUACGGGCAGCGAUGCACGAUGCGCACCACCGAGGAGGAAGUGGAGGAGUCUGUUGACCUCGCCGACGUUUUUCUCUGCGGUGGGCGCACAGACGAGUUCAACAACGACAUUGUGCUUCGCUUUAGCGAAGGCCGAAGCCCGGCGCAGGGGGCGGAGGCGCUGUUGGACUUGAAGGUCACAACGAAGUCCUUUUUCUUUAUCCUUACUCCGACGCAGUUGGGUCGCCUGGUGCACGUCGCCCGCGCCCUGGUGGGAGCACCGGAGGGGGAAAUGGAGGCCGCGGCCGCUCCUCGUGUGAUGCGGUUCAUUACAACCAUGAAAGCGACGUGCCAGUACGUUUUCUGCGCGUUCCUUCUUGAUGAAGAUCGUCAGGGGAUAAAAAAGUUUUGGCAAAGCCUGCAGCAGGGCGAGACUGCGGCUUCUGCUCACGGUGCGCCCCUGUCUUCGCGGGGCCAUCGACUUGUGCUGCACCGUUUGCUCCGCCGCACGGGGUACUACAACGUGCACGUCGGCGGGAUCAUGCUGUUGGUUCAGCCAGUUACGGCGAGCACAAGCCGCUCUGAGGAUGCGUUUCAUGACGUGUUUGAGAACCACGGUGGCCGUGGCUGCUCCGCCGGGAUCAGCACCAUUGAAGUCUAUGAACUGGCCCCCAAAAGCAGCGGCGAGGAUCACCCCAGUGACGCGGAGGGCGGUCGACUCAUCUUGACCACCAAGGAAAACGUUGACAAUUACUCGGAGCGGCGGUACCGCGUCGCCAUUGUUGCGAGGACCACCUACCCGCUGACGCUUGCGGAGGCGCGCUGGUAUAGCGUUGACCUGCUGAAGGAGCAGGACAACGUGGCCGCCGUUGUGAUGGAGCACGUUCUUGUGAAGACCUCGGGGGCGGUGCUGCUGGCGGAGUUGGACGCGGGCACCCUUAAAAGGCUGGGGGCCUUCUGGGCGCGCCUGCGUCACACCAUGGACAUGAUCCCUGGCGCAACUGUCUCGUCGCAGCAGCAGCAACCGACCACGGACGUUUCCGGUUUGCCGUCACCCGCAUUCGUGGCCUUGCGUCAAGGCUCGCAGGAGGACUUGGAAAGCUUUGAGAGGCCUUUGGGCGAGGGACAAUUUACGCAGCUGCCACUGGAGCAAUUAAUAGGCGAGGGCUCUGGGGGUUGUUCCCUGGAGACGCAGGUGACGACGCCGUAUGUCUUGCUGCGCUUUUUUACGCUCCAACUGGAGGGACUCACGUUGGAGGCGCGGUUUCCAGCAUCCAAGGCACCCGACCCCGACUACUACGGCCCUUUGGCCAAACGCUUGUGGGAGCACUUGCGGAAGGAGGCAGAGGCCGCGUCGGCUGCUGCCACCGACCAGGCAAAGUUUUCCGGCGUUGGUGGGCCCUACCUUCCCUUGACGAUGAGUGUGUACCUGAAGGCGCUUGAUGUCUCGCUGGGCAGCGAAGGGGUGCUGGAGCUGUUUCUGGAUGAGGGACAGCUCACCCUACACGACUACAAGGAGCGCGUGCAGAACACCAUUGUCCGCUGCAUGUUUGACACCUCUAACAAGGAGCCCUGCAUCGUUGUGCGACAACGGCAACCCCAGAACUCAGACACAGAAUGGAGCGUCGCGGACAAGGCGCACGCCCCCUUCACUGAGGCCUACAAUAAAGAGGAGACUCAGGCUGAAAACAACAGUCUUAUUGCGGUGGUGGCGAAUAUUCGGCAGAUUCAGGCUCAACUUCAUCAAGAUGAGUACCUGCUUGUCCUUUUCUACUUGGAUCAGGUGCUGGAGAUGGUGGAUGCCAUGUGCACCGUCAUACAUGCUCCGUGCAAGUGCGGAGAGAGCGUCGCGUACGCGUCGCUGGAAGAGACGGCAUAUGGGUUCAAGUCUGCUCUCUCCGGCACUUUCAACAGAUUUGAGGGGCCACUGCAACACAGCGGUACGGAGUAUGACCCCCUCACCACUAGUAUCAGUGUUCGACUGGGCGUUGAAGAGGUUGCGAUGCUACUUCGGGCCCCGCGGCUUUCCUCCGCAGGGUGUCCUAUUGGUGACCCGCUCUGGCGCUGCAUUCCGCAGGAGGAGCGGCGCGGGAUCGACAAGGAGCACCUGUACCACCUUUACGACGUGCUGGUUUCGAAGGUUUCUGUUUUUGUCCUUCACCAGGCCUCGAUGCGCCUGGCGAAGACGGCACUGCAUGGGAAGGCGUCCGACUUUUGCUUGCGGGAGCGGUUAUGUCAGUCAAAAAUGACGUACGUUGACUUCCCGUGGCCUGCCGAACACGCCUCCUCCCCCAAGUGGGGCGGCGUUGCCACGCUGCUUCAAAGUUACUCGGCCCUCUACAAUCGCUCGCACAACAUUCGCGUGCGGCCACCCUGCGCGAGUUCCACGGAGUCCUCGCGGACUCGUCACGCAGCCGGUGUCUCGCUGUGUCGCCACCGCAACGUGGAGGACCACACCGAGGCAUACGACGUUGCCCUUCAUUUGGAUCGCAUUAGUGUCUCGCACCAGACUGCCCAUGAAGGGGAUCACUGGCUGUUGGUGCUUUUGAACUACUUUUCCGACCCCAGCGACGACGGACUAAAUGCGGCUGUGGCAGAAAAGGAGGUGAUGGGAGCAACACCACAUGUGGGCGAGCGGGAGGAGGCGCAGAGUGACGGGGGUGUUGCCAUCGCAACAUCCGCCGACGUUAACAUCGCACUCAGAGACAUUCUUGUGGAGUACAGGCCGUUUGGAAAGUCCUCCAUGUUAGUUUGCCUGGCCCCUCGCCUAAGUGUCACCGUCGCCGUGCCAAGCUUGCCCAGGGAAGCCACGGCGGUGAAGGUGUACCUCGACAAGGAGACGAUCUCGGUGUUCCUUCACGACAACUUUCAGCAGUACUUGCUUGACUACGACCAGGAGGCGGGGCUUGGCUCCCUGUUUGGUAGCAGCGAACGAGGUGUGGCGACUGACCUUAAAAACAUUGGCUUCGUCCUCGUCGUGGACCUCGCUUCCUCUGGAGGAGGUCAGAGCGGCGGCGUUGGUGAUGCGAGGGAGGUUGAUGCAGGAAGAAGUAGGGUGCCCAACAUCGCCCUCUUCGUGAAUCCAACCGCCGAGAAGCCGGUGUUUGUGGAGCUACAGAAGUUUCGUGCCUCCAUGUUUUUUGCCUACGACUCCCUCUACUACUUUCGCACGGUGAUCGCACACUUUUUGGGGGGCCUUGACCUCGCCUAUUUGCCCUCGCCCCAUCUGCUUGUGGAACGGAGUGGCUCACGGUUCGAGUGCAUCCUUCGCUCCAAGUCCGUCAAGAGGGGAAAACGGGCGCCCGUCACGUGCCACCUCGCGCCGGACUACAUGCAUCGGCUUCAUCGGCUGCUGGACAAGUCUGUGUUGGAUAUUGACACUCCCGCCGCCGUUGACGCCGCCGGGGGCGAAGGGGCGUUGCAGGCGAGUCGUCCAGAGAGAAUGUCACUGCUGCCUUCGUUUGCCGAUUUUGAAAUUAUUGACAGCAACGAGCUUGACGCCGCAGCAGCGCCCGUUUGGGAGACGCGUGAGAAUGAGCCGAUAAACCUGAUGCAUUCCUCCAAGCACACGAAUUUUUUGUCCGUGUAUGGGGCCUGUUGUGGGGGUUUGCCGGAGUAUGCGCAGAACCAUAGGUGCGUCUCACGCUCUCUGCCGCCCAACAGCGCGGUGGCAGUUGAGAUUUCCCUCUACGACUGCGACCUCAAUGCCCAUUUGUACGGGGGCGAGGAUUUUGUCCACUUCGAUGUGCCGCAGAGUUAUCUCCACACCAUACAGCGCUUUGGCAACAUGGAGGAGAAGGUGCGGCAGGGAUCGUCGGCGCUGUGGAGUGGGAUGAGCUCCGAUGUGGAGCUUAACAAAGGUAGGCGUGAGGGACGGCGAAGCGGCUUCCACGGCGUUGGGCGGCGACAGGACGAGUACGUGGUUGGCCGCUUCACCGGCAUCCGGCUCCAAGUGGACAUGCUUGUGCCUGGAAAGGCAAACUUCCUGCAGGUGUACCUCUCCGUGCGAGACGGCGAGGUGGUGGACUGCAUUGAAAAGAGUUCUGUGCGCACGUUAUUCAUGGCCUCCCUGCCGCAGUUUCUUCGUGACCACGGCGGCGAUUUGUUUGAGCUGAAGUGGACGACGGUUGUGCCGCGGUCGUCGUCGCGCAACGCCGGUGUGGUGGUGGUGGGGAAACCGGAGGAACAGCUCAUUGUGCGGCUGCAGCCCGUUACUGUGGCCGUGCAUCGACGUGCCAUGAAUUUGUUGUCGGAGUUUAUUGGAGACCCGGAAAGUUUGUCGAGCGACGACAACGACAUGGACGAGGUGUCGUCUCAGACGCUCUUCUUCAGCAAGAUCGUUGUGUUUCCGUUGCAACUGACACUCUACGUCUACUUUGAGGGGCAGGACCUUUCCCGAGCCACGCGCAUGGAUAGGUUCGAACUCAGCAACUUCCUUUUGCCCUCCAUUGAGCGGGCGCAGGUGCAGGUGCCUUUCAUGCUCGUCACGGCCUGUCCGCUGAGUGGCGUCGGGGAGCGCAUGCUAAGCCUCAUGCGGGACCAGCUACUCAACUUCAACGGCUUUUUCAUGCUUCUCUGCAGUGUGCAGCCGCUGCAGCUGGCGUCCAACGUUGGGUCGGCGGGUGUGGAGAUUCUUUUUGCACCGCUUAGUGAGUACCGUCGCAACAAGCGUUUUUUCUCUGCCCUCUCAACGGCUCUUCGCAUGUUUCUCUUUACGCUCGUCUCGCAGUCCCUCAACAGUGCGGUGCUGGUGUCGCGACGGGUGCACGGCGCCACCUCCUCCAUGAUUACUUCCUUCCUGCCGGGGGGUGAGUUGCCGCCCAUGUCACGUGGGUCGCAGCCGGUGGGCCUCCUAGAGGGUUUGCAACGUGGCUUCGCGGAGCUUCUGCAGGGGCUUCGCCUGGCCUCGAACGUCGCCGCGUAUUGCAUGGGACCGCACGGGAGCCCCGUGCGGCUGCCGCUGGCGGCUCCCGUGGUGGUUGAUGGGUUUAUGCGCGGGACAAUUGAGGUGAUGUGCGGGAUGCGCAACAUGGUUGCCCCUGAGUUAUACCUGCAGGAGAAGAAACUUUUUAAGGGAAAGCGACGGAAGAAUGCCUGA
Molecule: messenger RNA, 5931 nt
Organism: Trypanosoma conorhini
Lineage: Eukaryota; Euglenozoa; Kinetoplastea; Trypanosomatida; Trypanosomatidae
Exons: 1
Coding region: 1-5931 (1976 amino acids)
Biological process (GO): autophagy of mitochondrion; reticulophagy; piecemeal microautophagy of the nucleus
Cellular component (GO): phagophore assembly site; extrinsic component of membrane
Molecular function (GO): phosphatidylinositol-3-phosphate binding
Source: RefSeq, a predicted model, not a curated record